This is a messenger RNA of Knipowitschia caucasica, 534 nucleotides long. Lineage: Eukaryota; Metazoa; Chordata; Actinopteri; Gobiiformes; Gobiidae. The record is from the annotation of a GenBank genome assembly.
AUGACAUCCAAAACAUCCCUGUUAAAAGUCAUCCUUCUUGGUGAUGGUGGUGUUGGGAAGAGCUCCAUCAUGAAUCGAUAUGUCACCAAUAAAUUUGAUGCCCAUCUUUUUCACACUAUUGGAGUUGAAUUCCUCAACAAGGAUUUGGAGGUUGACGGCCACCAGGUAACCCUGCAGAUCUGGGAUACUGCAGAUGACAACCAGAGUUUUCUUAAUUUGUGCAAUUGGAAGAAGGAGUUCAUUUAUUACGCUGAUGUCAAGGAACCAGAGAAGUUUCCAUUUGUGGUUUUGGGAAACAAAGUCGAUGUGACGGAGAGACAAGUGUCCACUGAAGAGGCACAGCAAUGGUGCCAGGAGAAUGGUGACUUCCCUUAUUAUGAGACUAGUGCCAAGGAUGCCACAAAUGUCGCUAUAGCGUUUGAAGAGGCAGUACGGCGGGUAUUGGCAAUGGAGGAACGCACAGACCACCUUAUUCCUUCAGAUACUGUCAAGCUUCACAGAAAGCCUCGCUCUGCUGCCACUUGCUGUUCAUAA